Molecule: messenger RNA, 2352 nt
Organism: Tauraco erythrolophus (red-crested turaco)
Lineage: Eukaryota; Metazoa; Chordata; Aves; Musophagiformes; Musophagidae
Source: RefSeq, a predicted model, not a curated record
AUGGUCGACCCUACUCUAGCAGAAAUGGGAAAGAAUCUAAAUGAAGCAAUGAAGAUGCUAGAAGACAAUCAAAGAAAAGUAGAAGAAGAAAAUGAAAAGAAGUACGCACGGAAGGAUAUUCCUGGACCACUCCAAGGCAGUGGCCAGGAUAUGGUGAGCAUACUUCAGUUAGUUCAGAACCUAAUGCAUGGAGAGGAAGAAGAGGAAACUUCGCAAGCCUACCGACUUCAAAAUGUUGGUGAACAGGGUCACAUGGCUCUACUGGGACAUAGUUUGGCAGCUUAUAUAUCAGUGCUGGACAGGGAAAGACUGAGAAAACUUACAACGAGGAUCCUUUCUGAUACUACUCUCUGGCUCUGCAGGCUUUUCAGAUAUGAAAAUGGAUCAGCGUAUUAUCAUGAAGAUGAUCGUGAAGGUCUACUAAAAAUCUGUCGACUUGUUAUUCACACGCGCUAUGAAGAUUACACGGUAGAAGGAUUUAACAUGCUCUAUACUAAGCAACCUGUGAUAUACAUUAGUUCUGCAGCUAGAACAGGCUUGGGCCAAGCUCUCUGCAAUCAGCUGGGGUUACCCCUUUCUUGCAUGUGCCGUGUACCUUGUAACACUAUGUUUGGAUCUCAACAUCAAAUGGAUGUUGCUUUGUUGGACAGAUUGAUUAAAGAUGAUAUUGAAUCUGGAAAACUACCUUUGUUGCUUGUGGCCAAUGCUGGGACGCCAGGUGCUGGGCAUACAGAUAAACUUGGCCGACUGAAGGAGCUUUGUGAGCAGUAUAAUAUGUGGCUCCAUGUAGAAGGUGUGAAUUUGGCAACUUUGGCUUUGGGUUAUGUCUCCUCUUCUGUACUGGCUGCUACAAAAUGUGACAGCAUGACUCUUACUCUGGGUUCCUGGCUGGGUCUGCCUGCUGUACCUGCAGUGACACUCUACAGACAUGAGGAUCCGUCUUUGUCCUUAGCGGCUGGGCUGACAUCGAGUCAGCCUGUAGAGAAGCUCCGUGCCCUGCCAUUGUGGCUCUCCUUGCAGUACCUGGGCCACGAUGGGAUUGUGGAGAGGAUAAAGCAUGCCUCGCAACUAAGUCAAAGGUUGCUGGAAAACUUGAAAAACCUGGAUUUCAUUAAAACUUCGGUUGAAGAUGAACUGAGUUCACCAGUGGUGGUUUUCAGGUUCUUCCGGGAAUAUUCAAAUAGAGAUCAAACCUCACAUGCUGCACAGGCCUCAACUAUUCAGCAUCCCAUAAUAAGCAGCGAAAGACACAUUUAUGACACUUUCAAUCAGUGGCUAGGAGAGCAGUUGGGACAGCUGGUUCCUGCCAGUGGAGUUGAUGUGGUAGAACUGGAAGAUGAAGGCACAUGUGUGCGUUUUAGCCCACUAAUGACGUCUGCAGUUUUAGGAACUGAAAUACAAGAUGUUGAUCAGUUAGUAGACUGCUUAAAAAUGAAGAUACCUGUAUUGACAAGUACACUGCAACUGAGAGAGGAAUUUGAGCAAGAAGUGAGAAGAACUGUAGGCCUGUUGUAUAUUGAAGAUCUCAGCUGGCCAGGAUUAGGUGUUGUAAGAUACAACUAUCACAGCGAUGGGAAGAAUGACGACAAACAAGAAAAAGAACUAGAAAAAAUCAAUACAGAACUUCUGAAAAAAUUAAAUGAACUGGAGUCGGAUCUCACCUUUUCUUUGGGUCCAGAAUUUGGAGGGCAGAAGAACUGCGUUUAUAUUGGCAUGGUAACUGAGGAUUUAGACGUGUCCGAGUUAGUUGAAACUAUUGCAGCAACAGGCAGAGAAAUUGAAGAAAAUUCAAGAUUGUUGGAAAACAUGACUGAAGUUGUGAGAAAAGGGAUACAGGAAGCACAACUUCAGCUUCAGAAAGCAAAUGAAGAGCGACUUCUGGAAGAGGGACUGCUACGACAAAUACCUGUAGUAGGCUCUGUGCUGAACUGGUUUUCUCCAUUCCAAGCCUCACCAAAGGGAAGAACAUUUAACUUAACCGCAGGCUCUCUGGAAUCCACAGAAUCUACAUAUUUGUCAAAAGCCCAAGGAACAGGCACUACUCCACCACCAACUCCUACUUCAAGCCUUGCAAAGCAAAGACUUCCUGGUCAGAAAAUUUUUAAAAGGUCUCUAAGAAGUUCUGAUGCUUUCAGUGAGACCAGUUCAGUCAGCCAUUGUGAUGACCUGGAGAAGAUGGAUCAGAGACCCCUAACUCUGUACUCUGGCCAAGAGCAAGGGCCUUUGGAGACAGAAAAAACAGAGAAGCACAAGGAGGUGGCACAAGCAACAAAGACAGACAGUGAGGACAUUCAGAGUGACAAAUCGCCAAAUGACUGCACAAAGGUAGAGGAACAAGAAAGUCAAAGAUAA